GGAACAUGCAGAGCAAUGGAGGAUGGAAGGGAGGAGGAAUGGGCCGGGCCGGGCCUGGGAUGAGGGGUGUGGUUGGGUAUAAACCAGGGGACAGUGGAGUUUCUGUUGUUGUCCUGUCCCUCCUGGCGUUCUGCUCCCCUUCAUCCACUCUCUUUUUUUUCUGGUUUUUCCCUUCUCCUCCUUCCUCUCACGCUCCCAGUGGAGUUGGGACUCUUCCUCGGCAGAGUCCUGUCAGAUUCGCAGCGUCUGUCCAUUUUUUGGGGGGGAGCUCCAACAGAAGCCAGAAAACCAUGCUGAGAGUUUUGGCGUUGGCGUCAGUGGUCCUCCUGGGAAUAGCACCCCAGGCAUCCCAGGCCAUUACUGUUUACACCAGCUGGGAGCGCCACGCCCUGGUGGGCUCAGACGUCAGACUGUCCUGCACAUUCUUCUCCUGGCGCUUCAUUUCCGACGAUGUUUCCUUCACCUGGAGAUACAGAGCAGACGGCUCGCGGGACACCGUCUCUAUCGCCCACUAUGCCGGUGGUGAGGCCUACACUGACAACAAAGGCGUGUUCAAGGACAGGGUGGAGUUCGUGGGGAACCCGAAACGUCGUGAUGGCUCCAUCCUGAUCAAAAACUUGGAUUUCAGCGACAACGGCACCUUCACCUGCGACGCCAAGAACCCCCCUGACAUCGUGGGGCGCCCCUCCAGCGUCCGGCUGCUGGUCUUUGAGAACUUGCCCAUCCAAGCGGGUGUGAUCACGGGGGCCAUCAUCGGUGUGGUGCUGGGCCUGCUGGUGCUGAUUGUGGUCAUCUACUAUCUAAUGAGGUUCCUGGUGGCGCGUCGUGUCUUCAGCCUUAACGUCAGCAAACAUGGCAAGAAAAAGAAAGAGGGAUCACAGCAGAGACAGGGCCCCGCGCCUCCCGCUGACCCCUCCAAGAUGAAGGCGGCCGCCUCGGAAAAGAAGAAGCAGGAGUCCCGCAAGGAUAAGAAAUAGGAUACGGGGCAGGGCUGGGGCGGGCUGCUCCAGCCCCUGCACCAGAUAAAGGUCUGACUUCUCCAUGACUGCCUCCACUCCUCUAGUCUGCUCCCUCUUUUUCUGCCCAGCCUGAUGCAACCCCCAUUUUUUUCCAUUAUCUGUACUCUCUCAAGACAGCACUGGCUGUAAGAAUAGCCCCCCGUAUUUCACUGUGCAACAGUGUCAAAUAAUUUUUACAACGCCUCAUCGAAGACGGCGUUUGCGAUCACUGGGCUAACUGUAAAAGUCUUUAAGGCCUAGCUAUGCACAUAACUCGACAGACCACCCCUCAUGUGUUUAGAAUCUUCCCCCUUCACUUUAAUGUUUACGACUCAAUCACGUCCACCGAGCGGAGCUGCCAGCGCACACUGGACUUCACGUAGAGGAAAAACAGAGCGUGAUAGCCAGAGAGAAAUAUGAUUCCUGCUCUCAGCCGACGCAGAUAGAAGUUCAAGCCCCGGAGCUCGGAGGUGAUUCAAUCCUCUCACAUUUGAGCUAAUGGAGGUUGUCGCUGUGUCCCUGCCCAGGCUGAAGGGGGGCUAUUUCUGGCCUCUAUAAGAGAGCACAGGCUUACAGUAACAGCUGCACAUUUUUCAACCAACAAGGGGGGGUUGGAGGUGGAGGUGAUUUUUAUUUUUUAUUUUUCCUUCCUGUUUGUGCCUGAGAGAAUGUCUGCGGCCGGCUCAGCGGCCAGUGACUGACGAACUGGAAUGACGUCACGGCCUCCAGCAGCCGGCGGAUGGAUGCUCUCAGGAGUCUUACCGGGAAAGAGGUGCAGCUCCCGAGUUAUUUUUGGUCCAGUUAAUCCACUCGCACGUUUCUCCUAAUUAUUUUCGUGUGUGCUGGUAACAUGAUAUCUCUCACCGCAUCUCCCCCCUGCCUCCACCGCCGUCUCCACUUCAUCUCUGCCCCCAUCUUGGGAAUCAUCUCCCCCAGUUUCGCUGCCUCUAUCCUCAAUGUCUUUGGCUUCCCUUUAUCUCUUCCCUGUCCUGCUGUCUACUGAGACCGCGCCGCAUUAUUCCCCCACUGAAAAGGUCUAUACACAAUCCAAUCUACUCUUUAAGCCGCUCCUUAUCUGACUGGCAGGCCUACAGCUCAAUGCUUCACUCUCAUCCGUCCUUCCUCCUCUUCCUCCUCUUCGUUACUCUCUUUUCCAAACUCGGAGGCAGGCGUUUCUUUUGCGCCGUCCUCCAUCUUUGCCAGUGAUUGACGAAAAACGCCCUCCCGCUUUGCCCUUCAAACACACCGGAGGCGAGACUCUCCCCUAAGUCUGGGUCUCAGUUAAACACCUGCAUUCUGUACCUAUUGUCAUUUAGUGCCUGUAAACAAAGAAUUUCAAGGGUUAGCAUUAAUUGAAAGUACUGAAUUUUAUAUAUAAUGUAUUUUAUCAUUUGCAUUUGACUUCAUAUUUCAACCUUUAUAUCAAUGGACUGCAGACUUUUAUGAAAUAUCUCAGAUUAUGAACCCUGAUUGAACUGAGAUUACUCUGCCUGACAUUUUGCUUAUAUAUAAUUUAUUGGAAUCAUAAAAUCUUUUAGUAAAAUCGGAGUAGGCGAAAUAGACUUAAAGUUUAUCACAAUUUUUUGUGGUAUUAAAACAAUAAAAGUGACAGUAAGAACUAUUUAUUGAUUUGUUUUACAGUGUUUACUACAUUUUUUGUAUCGUUAACAAUAAGAUAAAUACACAUCCCUUGUUUUGAGGGACUUAAGUCUCCAAUUUGCUUCUUUAGGUCACCAGUCACAUAAAUAAGUGUAAUUUAUGUCAAUAAACUUCAAAUUGUCACAGCAUAUAAUCAUAUUUUCAAAUUUAUUGAUAUUCAGGCUUUCGGUGAAUAAACUGUGGGGAAACAUAUUAAAGCUAACAAUCCCAACAAAACAAACCAUUUGAAAGUUUCAAAAAUCAUUAACUGGAGUUUAUCAUGGAGCUGAAUCCAAAUUAUUAUCAUAAUAAAAAAAUGGAUCACAAUGAAUGAUAAAUGAUACAAUAAAUGCCCACCCUGACAGUAAACUACUUCAAAUUAUCAGUUGUCAAUGUAGGUCUGAAACGUCCUUGUGAUAAUUUGCCUGGAUGAAAUGUCCUGUACCAGAUGGGUCCUUUUGGGUCCAUCUCAUACGAAACGACCCAAACUGCAUAGUUACAAAAUGGCAAAGGUACUAAAUGAUCACCAACCACUUCCCCUUUGUCCCUGACCCUGUUUUGCCCUCCUUUUUUGCUGGUUUGAAAGCCAAACACAUUCCAACGCCCCCUACUGGCAGAGGAACACUCCUGCACUCAAGACGUCAAACAGAAACUUAUCCUUCAAGCAAGCUCUCUUCUGGUCCGUGUUUUAUGUAUAUGUGUUUCGUGUUACGGAGUGUUUAAAACAUAUAUUUGUUAUAAUUCCAAGCAAUGGCAGUAAGUGAAGCAAAUAAUGUUUUCUGGGGCAGUUUUUACAUGUGUACACACAUGGAGAAGAUGUUUACCAAAGCAGGAAAGAAAUGUAAUAGUACUCUAUAGAAUAUGCCGUUAUAAUUCUGGCCUUGUGUGUUAUGGCAGGUACUGUGUGGCUGUCUCUUGGGUGAAUUUUAUUCGGAGAUGGAAGAAAAUUGAGGUUGUGGUGCAGAGAGUGAGAGCGGAUAGCCUCAGAUUCAUCAUUACAUGGCUGGGGAGAAAAGAAAAACCACAGAGAAGGUGCCUGCUGUGGAAGCAAAGCUUUGCAGGAAGAGACUUAUCUGGCCUGUUAAGCCCUGCCAAAAAAUCUGUAUGUAUCACUACAGAUAGUCUGCUCUUCCCCCUAGAGCUUUUCUUUUAAAGGUGCUCCAUCCCAACCCUGAGCCAAAGAUGGAUCGUAAUCUGCGAGCUUGAUAUGCAGGACAGAUAGUGCAGACUUGAACUUUUCCCUGAAAAUUCAUAACAGAAAUAGGUGGUGCUGAAAUCCACACAUUCAUCUCCUUCACUCGUCGCUGUUUUUUAUCCAGUCAAAUGGAUUCGUUACAAUGUUUUCUUGUUUUCAAGCAAAGCCACACAGAUGCCUGACAUAACAUGAAUGAUAUUUACAUGCCUUGUAAAAUUAUUUAUAUGCGAUAUAAACUGUUUUAGCUAUAGUCUCUGAUUAACAUUUUGAUUUGAAACGACUGGAGCUUCUUAGAUUUUUUUCAAUGCUUAUAAUAAUUUAAGGAUGCUAACAUCUUUUUGACUCUGUAUGUUGUAAAGAGAACACAAGAAUAAAAGCCAAAAGCACAGCUGUUGAGCAGUAAACCCAGCUGAAAAUA
Messenger RNA from Gambusia affinis (western mosquitofish), 4249 nucleotides. It is a transcript of the gene mpz, whose product is annotated as myelin protein zero. The record is from RefSeq and is a predicted model, not a curated record. Gene Ontology annotation, biological process: myelination. The transcript has 7 exons. The coding region runs from base 6 to 977 and encodes 323 amino acids. Gene Ontology annotation, cellular component: membrane. Lineage: Eukaryota; Metazoa; Chordata; Actinopteri; Cyprinodontiformes; Poeciliidae.